Molecule: messenger RNA, 2817 nt
Organism: Parasteatoda tepidariorum (common house spider)
Lineage: Eukaryota; Metazoa; Arthropoda; Arachnida; Araneae; Theridiidae
Source: RefSeq, a predicted model, not a curated record
CCCAAUGUCAUGCCUCCAUGUUGCGAUGGCGCUGUCAGCAAAUGUAGAUGUUGUAAAUAAAGGUCGAGAGUUCGCACGUAGCGGCUGGAAAGAAAAGACGUUCUUUUGUUGGUCUAAUUAUUUAUUUGGACAGUAUGAUAUCACAGCACGAUCUCAUACGAGAAUUAGAGCCAAAACAUGGCCAGUAGACCUAGAGAUGAUUUAUGUAAAGUUAUGGAUUACAAUAUUUAAUUCUGUGUCUUGAGCGAUAGUUUUGGUUUCGUUGGACAACGAUCCCGAUACAGCGGAAGUGCAAUGGCGUUCCCCUUUUGAAUAAUAAUAAUUGAGUAUGAUUUAAGUUGUAGGGGUAAGUGGAAUCUUCGAUUAAUUGUAAUUUGUGAUGCUUUUAGUUUACUAUGUGUAUUGCUUUAGAGGAGUUAGUUUACUUUGUUAAUUAGUGUUUAGUGAAGAGAAUUGCUUUCGAUGAAAGCGUAGUGAUUAGUUGAUUGAGUUACUGAUAUUAAAGUGUAGUUCUUUUAAUAACUAAAUAUAAAAAUGGCACUUAAGUUGAACCUUAAAAAGGAUGAGUUAAUUACGAUUGCAGAAGAAUUGGGUUUAAUAAUUCCCGAAAAUGCUAAAAUAGUGGAUUUAAAGCGCUUAAUUGAAUCUAGCGAUGAAUUUAAAAAUGAUAUUGAGUUUUUACGUGAUCUAAUUGAGAAUGUUUUGGAAGAAAAAAGGGAAAGGUUAGAAAAAGCAAAACGGGAAUCAGAACAGGAAAUAGAGUUAGAAAAGUUAAAAUUAGCUCAAUUAGAAAAGCAGUUAGAAAUUGCGAAUAUUAGAGGUAACCUAGUUGACACGUCUAAGACUACAGUGACCAGUGAAACGGAUUGCGAUAAUUUAGAAAAUUUAAUAAAAAGUGUGAGAACAUUAACAAUUCGAGUGCCGAGUAAGUCGGAAGGGUGGGGCUUUUUUUUUACUUCCUUAGAAAGAGCCUUUAACACAAAAAAUAUAUCCGAGAAAUAUAAAGCAGAGAUUUUACUAAACUUGUUAGAGGAAAAGGCGUCUAAUAUUUUAACUUAUAUAACAGAGAAAGAUCUAAACAAUUAUGAGGUGAUUAAAUCAAUUGUUUUGAGAGAAUUUGAACCCACAGCGCAGGCAGUAUUAGAGAAUUUUAGAAGGGCAUCAAGAGAAAACGAAACACAUAUACAAUUUGCUUCGCGCUUAACUACGAGUUUCGAUUACUAUUUAAAUUUGAGAGGAGUAAAGGAUUUUGAAACUUUAAAGCAAUUGAUAGUGUCAGACAAACUGUUUCGAACACUAGAUCGAGAUACAGCCUCACAUAUUAACGUUAGGCAGGGCGAAAAAUGGUUUAAGCCACUUGAGUUAGCAAAAGAAUGUGACUUAUAUUUUACAUCUCGAGGAAAAAUUAUAACUGAAAAGAGAACCGAAUUAAGGGCUUAUAACAACAAUCACAAUUCGAAUGGAAACCAUAAGUAUGUUCCGCCUCCUUUCAGAAACUCCCCAUUUACUAGAGAAAACAAAUAUUUUCCCUACACACGCGAAUGUUAUAUCUGUUCUAGUAACUCACAUAUGGCUAAGAGUUGCCCAAAUAGAAGAAAUAAAUACUAUGAGCAAUCAAAUAAAGCCAGUAAUGAUAUUCAAAACAAGACACGAAGUAACACACAAACGUCUAUAAAUAAAUCCAGUGAUAACACUGCAGUGGUUACAAAUGUAAAUUCGAAACAUUUGCAGAGUUCUAAAACUUUAAAUGAAAUUAAUUUGUACCCUUUACAAAAAGUCUCUAUUUCUAUUGCAAGUAGACAAAUAGACGCAAUCAUCGAUAGCGGGGCUGAGAUCUCUAUUUUGAAUACGACCCUACUUCCGUCUUUAGAAAUAGAAGCUAAGGGAAAAAUAAUUUUACAAUCCGCAUUUAAAGAACAAGUCGAGGCGAAAUUAGCUAUAUUGCCAGUUUAUUAUAAAAACCCUGACGAUUGUCUAUUUUAUAGUUCAAAUAUUUUGUUUGCUUUAACAGAUAAACUAAACAUCCCUUGUUUAAUUACACCGGACGCUUAUAAUUCUUUGAUUUAUCAAAAUGAUGAUUCAGCUAAAAUCGAAAACACUUUAGUUUUAGAAUGCGACACGUCAGUAGACGAGGGGGAAGAAAUGAAUAAAAGUUCAUCAAGAGAUGGUAGACAUGAACCAGAUCCUGAAAAGCUUCUUGCUAUUGAAAUUAUCGAAACACCUAAAACCAAGUCAGCUUUAAAAAGUGCGUUAGGUCUCUUCAAUUAUUACAGAAAUUAUAUAAAAAACUAUGCUGAGAUAGCAAAACCAUUGACGGAUUUAACCAAAAAGAAAGUUCCAGAGCUUAUUCCUUGGACUGACAUAGAGGAAUUAUCAUUCCAAAAACUAAAGAAAAAGUUGAGUGAAGCUCCUUCCCUUUAUACUCCAGAUCCAAAAAAACCUUAUGUUAUACAGUGUGAUGCAAGUUCCUAUGGUGUUGGUGCUUGUUUAUCCCAAAGAGAUGAUAACGGUCAACUUUGCCCAAUCAGUUUUGCUAGCCAAAAACUGAACAAAGUGCAGCAAAACUGGGCUACUAUUGAACGUGAAGCGUAUGCUGUAGUAUGGUCGAUCAAAAAGUUUGAAAAUUACGUGUUUGGUGCGAAUAUUGAUAUUAUAACUGAUCAUAAUCCUCUAAUAUUUUUACAGAAGUCAGCACCACAAUCUGCUAAGUUGCAACGGUGGGCUUUAGCUCUCCAAAGGUACAAUAUUCACAUCACACACUGCCCAGGUGCUCAAUUAAAAAAUGCUGAUGGUCUAUCAAGACUAGUAAGUGAUUGA